This is a messenger RNA of Owenia fusiformis, 1697 nucleotides long. NCBI's taxonomy places the organism in Eukaryota, Metazoa, Annelida, Polychaeta, Sabellida, Oweniidae. The record is from the annotation of a GenBank genome assembly.
ACCGGUACUCCAAACUCUUAAGUCAUUCUAAAAACAAAUUGGAGAAAUUAGGUGACACAUCGCUGUUCGCUAAAAACGUCGAAAUUACUAAGAGCUUUGAAAAAGGAUUGAAAUUGCUGUAUUGCAAAAUACGCCAGAGAGGGUCGUUUCGAAUUCAGUUCUAAGACGAUUGACCAGAGACAUAUUAAACUAUCAUGUCAUAUUUUGCAAACAACUUUUCCAGCCCUUCAUACUUGGUCCAAGAUGGUUUGUCAAAGGACUCCAAUCAAAAUUGGGUUAAAGUUGCAGCUCUGAUUUGCGCUGGCUUGGGCACCAUCCACAAUGGUCUGUCUGUUGGCGUAUUGACGGGAAAAGAUCUGCGUAGAUUAUCUUGGAGCAUGUAUCUUAUAGUCGUGGCUGUUGUGGAUACGAUCUGGCUAAACAUCCAGGGCCUUGACGCGUUUCUACAACUCCAAUUCGAAAUCAAAAUGGAAGAUACAUCCCCGGCCGGCUGCAAAAUCUUCAAUUAUAUUUUUCGUUUUAUCGUACAGUGCAGUAAUUGGAUUCUAAUUGCCGCCACAUUUGAACGACUCGUUUUCCUGUUCAGUCCCGCCAGAGCUAGGGUAUACUGUCGGCGUAUUGUCGCAUGUGGGGUCAUGUCAGUCAUUGUGAUCGUGUUGUUAGCUUACAACUUACGGGAAAUCUUCGUCUGGGAACUAUCUGACGAUCCUUCCUUCAAGUAUGAAACCAAAUUCACUUGCAGACCUGCCCUUAAUCUUACGUACUUCGAUGCAACGUCAAAUACGACCAUUUACUCUGCCUUAGCGGAUGGGAAUCACAAGCUAUGGGCCUGGUCUUAUCUCGUCAUUGGAUCCCUCUUGCCGUUUCUAGUGAUGGUCGUUCUAGACGCCACAAUGAUAAUACGGCUUGUAGACAUAGGCAAACAGGUGAUCAAGGGGAAAUCCGGAAAGAUGGUAAAGAUGUCAAGCGUCAUGAAGAUUCAAAGGAGUGAACGCACGACCAACGUCAUCAUGAUGAUAACGUGUACUAUACUAGUCAUGAUUCUCAUGCUCCCGCUGAUGAUAAUGGAGGUCUAUAUCCUGACGGGCGUGAUGGAGAGCGACCUGACCAAUCGUCAGAGUCUUGACUUGAAGUAUGGUCUACAGGCUUGUGAUUUUAUGCGCCUCUUGGCCCCAGCACUGAAAUUCUGGGUGUUCAGUGUGACAAGCUCUAGCUAUAAAUUCACAUGUAACAAGGACUAUCAAAUCACGAGAUACAUGGUGUGUGGAAUGCCUUUGUACUGACCGACUCAGUCCUACUAUACUCAAGAAUGCUUUGUACGGAAGCAGCAUGCCUUAGCUCCAGUCGCAACAUAUGAUAACCACCUAAUUAAGAUAGGAGAAAAUAUGGUUUGUUUAGUAGAAUUUGCAAUUGUACUUAAUGUAUAAGCUACUUAUAUAUAUAUAUAUUCAGAUUUUAUUUGAAAUUGAAAUUUUCUGAGCUGAUGUUGUAAAAGAAGCUGAACUUUCAUAGAUUAUGAUUCCAGUUCUUUAUGGACCUGGCCGGCGGUCUUAAAAUACAAACUAGAACUAAUGAUACAGAAAAAGGUUGCAGCCAGGUCACCAUAAAAAACAAUGGAGAGAAGGCCGCUUAUAAAAGCAUACAUGACAUUAUGUACACGUAGUAAACGACAACGCAAAACACAACUUGGAGUGAGU